Hyaloperonospora brassicae is the source of this 1770-nucleotide messenger RNA. Lineage: Eukaryota; Oomycota; Peronosporomycetes; Peronosporales; Peronosporaceae. The record is from the annotation of a GenBank genome assembly.
AUGGCCACGCUCUUCGGCAGUCUCCCGUCGGCGGCGGCGCGCAAUCAAGGCCGCAGCACAGCGCUCGUGGCGUCGAAUAGGAGCGGAAGCGAUCGAGAGCUCAAGUGGGUGUACGAUGACGAGACCAGCAACUGCAUGCACUGCAACACGCCCUUUACAGUGAUCACGCGCAAGCAUCACUGUCGACGCUGUGGCAACGUCGUGUGCCACAACUGCUCUCCUCACAAGCGUCGCAUCUCGUCCACGGACCCAUUUCCCAUGCGAGUCUGCAACACGUGCUAUGCUGCAGUGGACGAGCACUUUGCAUCGCUGGAAUGGUCGGGCCACUCGUCAGCAGAGAUCCAGAGCAAACCGGACCCGGCGAUUGAAGGACGUGUGCACAUUGGACAGCUGUAUGUAAAGGUGGUCGAGGCGAUCGGACUGCCAUCGACGGACUCGAUCACGAGCGACCCUUUCGUGCGCGUGAUGCUGACGGGCAAAUGGUCGCACGGCCAACAGUGGGGAAACGAUCUGAAAAGCAUCAAAUGCACGAAGAAGAAAUCACGCACGCUGAAUCCGCGGUGGCAUGAAACCUUUGUGUUCAAUGUGUGCGCACCUGGAGCUGAGCUCGUGCUUGAGGUGUACAACCAUGGCCAGCUGAGUCAACCUACAAAGCUUGGUGAGACGUCCAUCCCGCUUUCGCAGAUUAUGGACCAGCGACGACAUAACAAGUGGCUGGAUCUGUUGCUGCCAGAAAAGCUGCACCGCGCAGGACUCAACAAUGACGCGCGAGCAGGGCGCAUCCACGUCCUGUUGCACUACAAGUUCUCGCAAAUGGCCGAGCUGUGUAGCUACUUUUCGUCCGAGCAGGACUACGUCCACGAGUGGCCGGAAUUCCAAGCAGCGCAGUUGUACAGCAAUUUCUGGGUGCUGCUCGACAAUUUGUGGCCGUAUCUAGAGGUUGCAUGGCAAAUUCUGCCAACACUCAACUGGGAACAUCCGACGCACUCCUUCAUGUGCUUCGCAUUGUGCGUAUGGCUGUGCCUUUCGUUGCAGUGGCUGCCGGUGGUCAUCCAUCUUGCUCUCAUUGUCUUCGUGCUCCGCAACUAUUUCGAGUUGAACUUCAACUCGUUCACUGGUAAAGAUCAACCCGGCGGCGCGGGCGUGAAUGCUGCGGACAACGACAUGAGCAGCGGUUCGUUCCGUCAAUACAAUCUUCCAUCGGGCUUCAACCAUCUCAUGAACAAGAUGACUAACGUGACCAUCGACAACGAGACCCAGCAUACGUUGCAGUCGGUGCAGAACAACAUGGCGUGGUGGUCAAGCAUCAUCAACAACCUCGAGCUCAUGUUUUCCUGGGAAGACACGUUUUACACGGCGCGCAUACUGCUCUACCUCAUCGUGAGCUGUGUGCUGCACAUUGUGAUCCCGAACAAGUACCUGCUGCUCGUGUUCGUCGUGUAUCUCUUCAUCCAGUGGACAGUGCCAUUCGUGUGGCUCACGCACGUGGUCGCCGCAUUUCGUCAGUCCGUCCGCUCCCUCCUUCACCAAUAUCGACUCCAAAGCUCGAGGACACAAGCCGACUCGACCGCAAGACUGCCAGUAGUGGGACUGGGCGCUGGUCUCGGUCACCCAGAUUCGUCGCGGGCCAUGCGUCGCACAGUCUCUAACAUGAGCGCUCGUGCACGCGCUCGCGUGUCGAAAAAGGAGGAAGCGUUUGGGGCGGCUGCGUCCGCCAUCUCUGAGCGGUUUGUUGUGUCGGGAGAGCCCAGUUAUCGGAGGAAACCGUGA